AUGGUGAAGUGGAGUGAUGGAGACUUCUGGUACGCUGGCCGUAUACUCGGCAUCAUUCUUGGUUUAUCCGUGCUACUGUUGUGCUGUUGUCUGCCGUGUGUGUGCUUGGCCGGCAUCUGGUUCCUCGGAUGGUUCGGCAUUCGUCAACGUCAACGUCAACGUCGUGCUGCCACCAACAGCCAAGCUUCGCCACCGUUGACGGGCAACGUUGUAUCUCAUCCUAUCCACUACCGAGAUUCACCUCCUUCGCCUCGCGCUCGCGAUUACUCGGGCAGCGGUGGAGGUGUCAUUUAUGCUGCCGAAGAUCGCUACUACUCCUCCUCGGCUGCUCCAGGCGAUCGUCGCCCUGAUUCUUAUAGAGCUUCCAAAUUCUAG
Messenger RNA from Strongylus vulgaris, 375 nucleotides. NCBI's taxonomy places the organism in Eukaryota, Metazoa, Nematoda, Chromadorea, Rhabditida, Strongylidae. The record is from the annotation of a GenBank genome assembly.